Messenger RNA from Penicillium brevicompactum, 2298 nucleotides. RefSeq names its product cullin culA (gene culA). The transcript is spliced from 6 exons. The coding region runs from base 1 to 2298 and encodes 765 amino acids. The record is from RefSeq and is a predicted model, not a curated record. Lineage: Eukaryota; Fungi; Ascomycota; Eurotiomycetes; Eurotiales; Aspergillaceae. Gene Ontology annotation, molecular function: ubiquitin protein ligase binding. Gene Ontology annotation, biological process: SCF-dependent proteasomal ubiquitin-dependent protein catabolic process; protein ubiquitination. Gene Ontology annotation, cellular component: SCF ubiquitin ligase complex.
AUGUCUGUCGCGAUGCCACCGGUUCCCCACAAGGACGACCUUGAUUCAACAUGGUCAUUCCUCGAGGAUGGAAUUCAAAGCGUCAUGCUCAACCUUGACGGUGGUAUUGAUAUGAAGGCUUAUAUGGGUCUCUACACCGCCGUCCAUAAUUUCUGCACAUCACAAAAAGCCGUUUCCAGUGGUCAAGGAUUGCAACAAGGGCAACGAGGGGCCCACCUCCUGGGCGAGGAACUUUACAAAUUACUCGGCGAAUACCUUUCACGCCAUCUCAGCGACGUUUUCGAUCAAUCACAGACCCACACCGAGGAAGGCCUACUUGGAUUUUACAUUCGCGAAUGGGAACGCUACACGACCGCUGCCAAAUAUGUGAACCACAUCUUUAAGUACCUCAACCGUCACUGGGUCAAGCGCGAGAUCGACGAGGGCAAAAAGAACGUUUAUGAUGUCUACACCUUGCACCUCGUCAAAUGGAAGGAUGACUUCUUUGAAAACGUGCAUGAAAAGGUCAUGGACGCCGUUCUCAGCUUGAUCGAGAAGCAAAGGAACGGAGAAACUAUUGAACAGUCCCAGAUUAAGUCCAUCGUCGACUCCUUUGUGUCCUUGGGUCUGGACGAAAACGACAGCUCCAAGUCAACCCUGGAUGUUUACCGCCAUUACUUCCAAUCGCCGUUCAUCGCUUCCACCAAGGUCUAUUACGAGAAUGAGUCGCGGCAGUUUGUUGCCGAAAACAGCGUGGUGGAAUACAUGAAGAAGGCAGAGGCUCGCCUGGAUGAGGAGAAGGCCCGCGUUGGUUUGUACCUGCACCCCGAUGUCACCAAGAUUCUCACAGAUACCUGUUUGGCUGUGCUGGUCACUGGUCACUCCACUUUGCUUCGCGAUGAGUUCCAGGUCUUACUUGACAACGAACGACAGGAGGACCUUGCGCGUAUGUAUCGCCUUCUGUCGCGUAUCAAGGAUGGUCUGGAUCCCCUGCGUACCACAUUCGAGAACCAUGUUAGACGGGCUGGUCUGGCCGCCGUUGAGAAGGUUGCUUCGGACGGCGAGAACUUCGAGCCCAAGUUGUACGUUGAUGCUCUCCUGCAGGUUCACACGCGGUAUCAGAACCUUGUCGAUGAUGCGUUCAACGGCGAGUCCGAGUUUGUGCGGUCAUUAGACAAUGCCUGUCGCGAGUUCGUCAACCGUAACCGUAUUUGCAAGGCCAGCUCUUCUAAGUCGCCUGAGUUACUGGCCAAGUACACCGAUUCACUGCUCAAGAAGGGCUCAAAGUCCGCCGAGGAGUCAGAACUGGAGGAAAUGCUGGUACAGAUUAUGACUGUCUUCAAGUAUAUUGAGGACAAGGACGUUUUCCAAAAGUUCUACUCCAAAAACCUGGCGAAGCGCUUGGUACACGUCAGUUCUGUUUCUGAUGACGCCGAAACAAGCAUGAUCAGCAAGCUGAAGGAGGCUUGUGGAUUUGAAUACACCAACAAGCUCCAGCGCAUGUUCCAAGACAUGCAAAUCUCUAAAGAUCUGAACAACAACUACAAGGACUGGCAGGACAAGGUACUUGACGAUGACGACCGCAAGCGACUGGCCGAUGCUCACUUCCAAAUUCUGGGAACUGGUUUCUGGCCCCUCAAUGCCCCCACUACUCCUUUCCUUGCGCCGCCCGAAAUCGUCAAGACUGCCGAACGGUUCUCGAAGUUCUACUUUGACAAGCACAGCGGCCGCAAGCUCACAUGGCUGUGGCAGCUCUGCAAGGGAGAAAUCAAGGCCAACUACAUUAAAAAUGCCAAGGUGCCUUACACCUUCCAGGUGUCAACAUACCAAAUGGGAAUUCUGCUGCUUUUCAAUGAGGCCGACACUCUUUCUUACACCGAGAUUGAGAAGGCCACUACGUUGACCAGUGAAAUCCUGGACCCUAACCUUAGCAUCUUGCUCAAGGCAAAGGUCCUCAUCGCCAGCCCUGAAGGCGCCAAGCCCGAGCCUUCGACCUCAUUCACCCUGAACUACAACUUCAAGAACAAGAAGGUCAAGGUCAACCUCAACAUUCAGAUCAAGUCUGAACAGAAGGUCGAGGCAGACGAUACACACAAAACGAUAGAAGAGGAUCGGAAGCUUCUGCUCCAGUCUGCCAUUGUCCGUAUCAUGAAGUCGCGCAAGAAGAUGAAGCACGUCCAGCUUGUGCAGGAAGUCAUCCAGCAAGUCAAAUCGCGUUUCCCGCCCAAGAUCCCCGAUAUUAAAAAGAACAUCGAAGCACUCAUGGAGAAGGAUUACAUCGAGCGCAUGGAUGGCGACGAGAUCUCUUACAUUGCAUAA